Sebastes umbrosus (honeycomb rockfish) is the source of this 2250-nucleotide messenger RNA. RefSeq names its product steroid 17-alpha-hydroxylase/17,20 lyase (gene cyp17a1). Gene Ontology annotation, biological process: hormone biosynthetic process; progesterone metabolic process. The coding region runs from base 458 to 2011 and encodes 517 amino acids. Gene Ontology annotation, molecular function: iron ion binding; steroid 17-alpha-monooxygenase activity; heme binding. The record is from RefSeq and is a predicted model, not a curated record. The transcript is spliced from 8 exons. Lineage: Eukaryota; Metazoa; Chordata; Actinopteri; Perciformes; Sebastidae.
GAUACCAGUGUAUCAUAUUUUAUAAAUGGAUCAUAUAUUUUGUGUGUGUGCAAAAUGUUCAUCUGCAAAGUAAGCACUAACUAUGGCUGUCUGGAGUCGGGGUGUAAAUGUUAAGUUCCAGAAAAUUGAAUACUCAAGUACAAAUACCUCAAAAAUGUAGCCUACUUCAAUACAGCAAUGUCUAUCUACUUUCCACCACUACUGACUACACUUUCACAGUGUCCAUGUUCUGUGGAUAUGUGUCGUCAUGUUUUUCUGCAAGGAUUCAAUGAAUCAUCUUAUCUUUGUUUAAACUGGCCCAGCCUUAAAUAUUUAGAGUCAAGGAUUUGGCAUUGAAGGAGCUGCAUAAAAGCGUGGCCCCCGCAGCAGCUCAGGACCUUUUACUUCCUGCACAGCUCGUGUGAUGCCUGGCCUCUGCUGAAACAGACCCCGUCUUUUUGGGCCCUCUGCUGUGGAUAUGGCUUGGUUUCUGUUGUUUUUGUGUGUGCUUUUGGCCGUGGGCCUGGCUUUGUUAUUACUGCAGUUGAAACUCAGGGUGUCCGCGCACGGCCUCCAGGAGCCCCCCCGCCUCCCAGCGAUACCCCUGAUCGGCAGUCUGCUGAGUCUGUGGAGCACGCUACCUCCUCAUGUGCUUUUCAAAGAACUGCAGGGGAAAUACGGACAGACGUACUCUCUGAUGAUGGGCUCCCACUGUGUCGUCGUUGUCAAUCAGUCUGCGCACGCUAAAGAAGUCCUGCUGAAGAAGGGAAAGAUAUUUGCAGGAAGACCCAGAACUGUAACCACAGAUAUUCUGACCAGAGAUGGGAAAGACAUCGCAUUUGGAGACUACAGUGCUACCUGGAGAUUCCACAGGAAAAUAGUCCACGGAGCUCUGUGCAUGUUUGGAGAGGGCUCUGCCUCAAUCGAGAAGAUCAUCUAUGCAGAGGCCGAGUCUCUGUGCUCCGUCCUGUCUGAGGCAGCAACUGCUGGACUGGCCCUGGAUCUGUCUCCGGAUCUGACUCGGGCCGUCACCAACGUCAUCUGUUCGCUCUGCUUCAACUCCUCCUACCGCCGAGGGGACCAAGAGUUUGAGGCCAUGCUGCGCUACAGCCAGGGCAUCGUGGACACUGUGGCAAAGGACAGCCUGGUGGACAUCUUCCCCUGGUUACAGAUUUUUCCCAAUGAAGACCUGCGUCUUCUGAAGCAGUGUGUGUCAACCAGGGACGAACUUCUACAGAAGAAAUAUGAUGAACACAAGGCAGACUACAGUGACCAUGUGCAGAGAGACCUGCUGGACGCUCUGCUGAGAGCCAAACGCAGCGCGGAGAACAACAACACGGCAGGGAUCAGUGCGGAGUCCGUGGGUCUCAGUGACGACCACCUCCUCAUGACCGUGGGAGACAUCUUUGGAGCCGGUGUGGAAACCACCACCACCGUGCUCAAAUGGGCCAUCACCUACCUCAUCCAUCAUCCACAGGUGCAGAAGCGUAUCCAGGAGGAGCUGGACAACAAGGUAGGGAGGGAUCGGUCCCCCCAGCUCAGUGACAGAGGCAGUCUGCCCUACCUGGAGGCCACCAUCAGGGAGGUGUUACGGAUUCGCCCUGUGGCCCCUCUGCUCAUCCCCCAUGUGGCCCUCAGUGACACCAGCAUCGGGGAUUUCACAGUGAGGAAAGGAACUCGAGUCAUCAUAAACCUGUGGUCUCUGCACCACGAUGAGAAGGAAUGGAAAAACCCUGAGCUCUUUGACCCUGGUCGGUUCUUGAACAGCGAAGGCACAGGUCUGAUCAUCCCGUCGUCCAGCUACCUGCCAUUCGGUGCUGGGGUUAGGGUGUGUCUGGGCGAGGCCUUGGCCAAGAUGGAGCUCUUCCUCUUCCUGUCGUGGAUCCUACAGCGCUUCACCCUCUCUGUCCCACCGGGCCACUCUCUGCCCAGUCUGGAGGGCAAGUUUGGCGUGGUCCUCCAGCCAGCCAAGUACAAGGUGAACGCCAUGCCCAGACUAGGUUGGGAGAGCAACAAGUGCCAAUCAUGUUGAGAUGGGCCUCAUGUUCUCAACAACAAUGCUUUCAUUUGUGACCUGAGAGUCUGUGGGGCUUUUUUUCAGCCAAACAUACAGUACAUCGUGCAGACCGAUGAUCAAGCUUGAAGCAGUGAACUGGACAUUAACAUCUCUUGUAUGCAUGACAUUUAUUAUUAUUUCUUCAUAAUGUAACCCAAUCUCAAUCAGCAGUUCUGUACAUUAUUUAUAAAUAAAAGUUGGGGUGUAAUAUACAA